Molecule: messenger RNA, 2478 nt
Organism: Peromyscus eremicus (cactus mouse)
Lineage: Eukaryota; Metazoa; Chordata; Mammalia; Rodentia; Cricetidae
Gene: Extl2
Product: exostosin like glycosyltransferase 2
Exons: 5
Coding region: 627-1616 (329 amino acids)
Cellular component (GO): membrane
Molecular function (GO): glycosyltransferase activity
Source: RefSeq, a predicted model, not a curated record
UGGUUGCAGCCCCGAAGACAAACGCAUACACGUCCCUUUAGCAUCUCGGUCACCCCGGGACAGUGGCUGUCACUCUAGUCCAUUUCAGGAGGUGCAGUCACUAGCUGGCUGGAUGAGGGACGCUGGAGAUGAGCCUUUGCGGGCCUGAGCUGGGUAGAGGGACACACUCCAGCAUCUUCCUGGGGGGAUUGUUUAGACAAGGUCAGCUGGCCCGUCACGUGAAUGAUUAAAAGUUGUUACCUAGGAGAGGAAACCAGAAAGAGGGUCUGGCUUUGGGAGUUGGCUUGGAAACUACAAAACUGAGCUUCUUGGGAAUGCCUUUUUGCCUAACAGGAAGUGGAGCGUCACCCAAAGGGAGGGAGACUGUCCCCUGCUCCGGGCGCUCACUUUGCGGGAGGCGCAUUUCCUAGGUUAUCAAUUGGACCAGUAAAGAGGUUGGAAGCCUGAUUUAGGAAAGGGGGUGGGAAAGAGGCAAGCAAAGGAGACUCCCUUUCCGUUUUAUGCGAACCAAGCUGCAAAUAAACCUGCUGGCCACGCUGCAAUCCUCUGCACUGGAGCACCAAGAGAGCCUGUUCCUGUCGAGCACUGAAGCCGUAGGGAAGCUGCUGUGAAAAAUUAGCAACACAAUGAGGUGUUGCCACAUCUGCAAACUUCCUGGAAGAGUCAUGGGGAUUCGAGUGCUUCGUUUCUCCCUGGUGGUCAUCCUUGUGUUACUGCUCGUAGCUGGAGCUUUGACCAAUUUGCUCCCCAACAUCAAAGAAGACAAGAUGCUCACGCUGCGCCGGGAAAUCAAGCCCCAGAGCACGCCGGCCCUGGAUUCUUUUACUCUCAUUAUGCAGACAUACAACAGAACGGACCUCUUGCUAAGACUCUUGAACCAUUAUCAGGCAGUACCAAAUCUGCACAAAGUGAUCGUGGUGUGGAACAAUGUGGGCGAGAAGGGGCCGGAGGAGUUAUGGAAUUCUCUCGGGCCUCACCCUGUCCCUGUCGUCUUCAAACCACAAACAACGAACAAAAUGAGAAAUCGACUCCAGGUCUUCCCCGAACUGGAAACCAAUGCAGUAUUAAUGGUAGAUGAUGACACUCUCAUUAGUGCCCAGGACCUUGUCUUUGCUUUCUCAAUUUGGCAGCAAUUUCCUGAUCAGAUUGUAGGAUUUGUACCUAGAAAACACGUCUCUACUUCGUCCGGUAUCUACAGCUAUGGAGGUUUUGAACUGCAGACACCAGGGCUCGGGAACGGUGACCAGUACUCCAUGGUGCUCAUCGGAGCCUCCUUCUUCAACAGCAAAUACCUUGACCUCUUUCAGCGACAGCCUGCGGCCGUCCAUGCGCUGAUCGAUGAGACACAAAACUGCGAUGAUAUCGCUAUGAAUUUCAUCGUCACCAAGCACACUGGCAAGUCUUCCGGGAUAUUUGUGAAACCUAUAAACAUGGUCAAUUUGGAGAAAGAAACCAAUGGCUAUUCUGGAAUGUGGCAUCGGGCAGAGCACUUUCUGCAGAGAUCUUACUGUAUAAAUAAGCUUGUUAAUAUCUACGAUGGCAUGCCCUUAAAAUACUCCAACAUUAUGAUUUCCCAGUUUGGUUUUCCAUAUGCCAACCACAAAAGUAAAAUGUGAACAGGAAACAAACAAAAACAGACCCGAAAUACUGCUAGGUUUUUGAGUGGCUUCUCCAUGCUGUGUAUUUUUGGUUUUUAAGCAACACCAUGAACAUUUAUCUAGUCCACAAGUCUCUACAAUAGAAAAACAAAACAAAACAAGAAACGUAUGCAGUACUUCUAGUAUGUAAAACACAUGAACUUCAAAAGCCAAGAAGCCCGUCUUACCCAGACAGGCCUGUUUGUGAAAAGCUUCUGUCCAAGGUUGAAACUCCUUGGUCGUGAUCUUAUUGUUUACAUCUCGAGACCGCUCUCCAAUUUGUUUGAGCCCUGGCAUUUGCCUUAAGGACCGGCAGCAAGCUGCUUCCAGGACCAGAGACUCAAAUAGACCAUUUCCAGCUUUUCAGUGAAGGUUGAUUGUUUUUUUUAUUUGAAGCCUGAAAUAUUUCUUCAGCUAAUGCCUGUGAUAUAGGGAAAAGCCAUGUAAGGAGAGUUUAGUCUGAACCCCGUGUCGAGAACCAGGAAACUUCCUGGUAGCCAGUGUCCUUUGUGGCCCUUCUAACCAGAAACAACUGUGCCCAGCAUGGUUUUGAUGAAGCAGUCAAUGCCGGUAAUUUUGCUGUUAAGCGUGUUGUGACUGGGAGGGUAAGUUUUCAUGGCUGACCAGUCUCUAAUUGUUUGCUUGGUGUUUCUGUGAGCCUUCCCUGCAUGGAUCACUAAAAUGUGCAGCCCAUGUCUCUUACAUGCAACCUAUAUGCAACAAGGAGUCAAUGUGUUACUGCAGUCCGUCACUGUGUGUGACCAGGAGAAUGUACAUUAUUUCUUACAUUUUACAGAAUGUGUUUAAUAAAUAGUAUAAAAGAACUUCUGAAAGAAUAGAA